AUGGCGACUCCUGACCAACCGCCGAAGGCGCCCUACCUGUCGGUGGACGGCCGGCGCCUUGACGCCGGGAACGCCUUCCUGCCGGUGCGCGAGGGCGCCGAGCUGACCCUGCGCUGCACGGCCGAGGGCGGCCACCCGGCGCCGCGGCUGGCCUGGCUGCUCAACGGAGAGCCGCUCAACUCGUCCUCCUCCUCCUCCUCCUCGGAGGACUCCUCCUCCUCGUCGCCGCAGCACCAGCACUGGUGCGCCGAGGCGCGGCUCGGCCCGGUGCUGCGCGACUACCACAACGCCACCGUCGCCUGCGCCGUGCGCCACGUCACGCUGCCGGCGCCGCUCAACGUCUCCCUGCUGCUCGACGUGCAAUAUACGCCUUCCUUCAUGAUAAGCCGCGUGCCGGGAUUCGGCUUCCCGAUAACCGAGGGCAUGGCCGUGUCCUUGAAGUGCGAGGUGGACUCCAACCCCCCGUCCGGACCCGUCUGGCUCAAAGACGACGGCGCCCCGCCCGUAGCGCAGUCUGCCGACGGCACGCUGAACUUCUCUGCGAUCCGCCGCGAGCACAGCGGCUGGUACAAGUGCACGUGUCGCCACCCGCAGGGCGACUUCAGCUCCAUCGGCUACUUCCUCAACGUCAGACACGAGGAGGACGGAGAGGCCACGCAGGACCCGGGGCUGGGCGAAGCGGGCGAGGUCCAGGUGGCGCUGGGAGGAGCGCUGCAGCUGCAGUGUCCCUCCGGGGGCCUCAGCUGCUGGGGGCGCGCCUCCGGGGCGGACGACGACGACGGCGGCGGCGGCGGCGGGGGCGGCGGCGGGCUGGAGCCCUUGGGGGCCGGCCCGCGGCUCUCGCUGGACCGCGUCGUCUACCAGGAGGCCGGGGAGUACCGCUGCGUGCAGGGCCGCCGCCGGCCCGACCUGGACGAGUGGCGCGUGCCGCUGUCCGUCAAGGUCGACGUCACAGGCGCGCCGGAGGUGCUGCCGGCCAACCGCACGCUGUCGGCGCUGACGGGCCAGCGGCUGGCGCUGACGGUGCGCUACUGCGCCAACCCGCCCGCCUCGCAGCUGGCGUGGCUGACCCCGAGCAGGGCGCUGCGUCCCGGCGACGUGGAGGGCUCGCUCGAGGCGCACUACGUCGCGAUCGGCCGCACCCCCUACUGCCACGAGGCGGUGCUGAUGCUGCACUCGGUGACGCUCGCCGACGAAGGCGAGUACGUGUUCGUGGUGCGCUCGCCGCGCGGCCUGGCGGAGGGCGUCGUCACCUUGAACGUGACCCACGCCAGCAGCUUCUCGGUGCCCGCCGCCAGGGCGCAGCACCAGUCCGCCGCCGCGUCCGUACUCGUCGCCGUGCUGGCGCUGCCGCAGCUGUUGUACGUCAGACAGACGCUGUGUGUUUGA
Messenger RNA from Bacillus rossius redtenbacheri, 1389 nucleotides. RefSeq names its product hemicentin-2 (gene tei). Gene Ontology annotation, molecular function: cell adhesion molecule binding. The transcript has 7 exons. Bases 1 to 1389 code for a protein of 462 amino acids. Gene Ontology annotation, cellular component: cell-cell junction; plasma membrane. The record is from RefSeq and is a predicted model, not a curated record. NCBI's taxonomy places the organism in Eukaryota, Metazoa, Arthropoda, Insecta, Phasmatodea, Bacillidae. Gene Ontology annotation, biological process: cell-cell adhesion.